This is a messenger RNA of Perca flavescens (yellow perch), 6768 nucleotides long. It is a transcript of the gene cacna1g, whose product is annotated as calcium channel, voltage-dependent, T type, alpha 1G subunit. The coding region runs from base 13 to 6684 and encodes 2223 amino acids. The transcript is spliced from 37 exons. The record is from RefSeq and is a predicted model, not a curated record. Gene Ontology annotation, cellular component: membrane; voltage-gated calcium channel complex. Gene Ontology annotation, molecular function: high voltage-gated calcium channel activity. Gene Ontology annotation, biological process: calcium ion import across plasma membrane. NCBI's taxonomy places the organism in Eukaryota, Metazoa, Chordata, Actinopteri, Perciformes, Percidae.
CCCUACCCCGCCAUGGCCCCCGUGGUCUUCUUCUACCUGAAACAGACCACCCGGCCUCGGAGCUGGUGUCUUAAGAUGGUCAGCAAUCCGUGGUUCGAGCGAGCAUCCAUGCUGGUGAUUCUGCUGAACUGUGUGACCCUGGGCAUGUUUCAUCCCUGCGAGGACAUCGUCUGCGACUCUGAGAGGUGCAAGAUCCUGCAGAACUUCGAUGACUUCAUAUUUGCCUUCUUUGCCAUUGAGAUGGUGAUCAAGAUGGUGGCUCUGGGGAUUUUCGGCAAGAAGUGUUACCUUGGAGACACUUGGAACCGCUUGGACUUCUUCAUAGUAUUGGCUGGGAUGUUGGAGUACUCCCUCAACUUGCAGAACGUCAGUUUUUCAGCGGUGAGGACGGUUCGCGUGCUGAGACCACUGAGAGCCAUCAACCGAGUGCCAAGUAUGCGUAUCCUGGUGACCCUGCUGCUGGACACCUUGCCCAUGCUGGGUAACGUGCUGCUGCUCUGCUUCUUUGUCUUCUUCAUAUUUGGCAUCGUGGGCGUCCAGCUGUGGAACGGCUUGCUCAGAAACCGCUGCUUCCUGGGCAACUUCUCCAUCCCUCUCUCUGUGGAGCUCGAGAAAUACUACCACACUGAAAACGACGACGAGAGCCCCUUCAUCUGCUCCAAGCCCCGAGAGAACGGCAUGAGGGACUGCGGCUCGGUGCCCAAGGUGUACAAGGAAGGGGGCCUGCAGUGCACCCUGGGCUUGGAUUAUUACAACAGCACUGACAACAACACCUGCAUCAACUGGAACCAGUACUACACCAACUGCUCUGCUGGUCUGGUCAACCCCUUCAAGGGAGCCAUCAACUUCGACAACAUCUGCUACGCCUGGAUUGCCAUCUUUCAGGUGAUCACUCUGGAAGGCUGGGUGGACAUCAUGUACUUUGUGAUGGAUGCUCACUCCUUCUACAACUUCAUCUACUUCAUCCUACUCAUCAUUAUUGGCUCGUUCUUCAUGAUCAACCUGUGCCUGGUGGUCAUCGCCACUCAGUUCUCCGAGACCAAGCAGAGGGAGAGUCAGCUGAUGAAGGAGCAACGGGUGCGCUUCAUGUCCAACGCUAGCACCCUGGCCUCCCUCUCCGAGCCGGGCUCCUGCUACGACGAGCUGCUCAAGUACCUGGUUCACAUCGUCCGCAAGGGGGCCAGACAAGUGGCCCAUGUCUGCAGGUUCCUGGCUCGCCGCGCUGGGCUUAACAUCGCCGCCUCGCCCCCCGCGACGGAGCCCCAACGCAGCCAGAGAAGGAGGAGGAAGCCCUCCAGGCAGGGAUCUGUGUCGGUUCAUCACAUGGCACACCAUCACCACCACCACUACCACCUGGGUAAUGGCAGCUUGAGGGGAGGAGGGGGCGUCAGGUGUCUGGAGGCAACCACCGGCGCCGGGCAUCUCGCUUUGGCCCCGCCACUUUCAGUGCCGGCAGCCACCUCCAAUACAAACCUGGCAACGUUGUCCAAUCCUGCCGGGGAAGCUGCAGAUUUCUCUUCAGUUUGCAGUGAAUUCCACGUCACGGCUCCCACGUCCAGGGCCAUGAAGAGGAACUCGGUGCCUUUUGCGGCUCCGGGGCCUAAGAACUACCCCACUCUGCAGGCGCGAGCACUGGCAGAGUCCAGACGAGGGAGCGCUGCCGCCAGCACUCUGACUAACAUCGGCUUCAACCUGAACAUCCCGCCCAUGCCCCUGGAGAGACGGCCGUCAAGCCUGGCGGACACACACGCUCCCACAGCCCAGCUCUCCUGCCAGCUGUCGGCUCGUGACCUCAGCACCACCAGCAGCGCCAUGGACACAGCCGCUUUGACCCUGGACCCCGAGAACUGCCCCUACUGCGCCAAGGCCCUGGCCAACGAAGCCGAGGGCAACGAGACCCCCGGAGACUCGGACAGCGAGGGCGCGUACGAGUUCACCCAGGACCUCCGCCACAGGGACAGGAGAGACAGCCGGCAGCCCAAAAAGAGGCAGCGAGGGCUGGGCAAAACGUUAGCGAAGGUGGUCCGCUUCUGGAGGCUGGUGUGCGACACGUUCAGGAAGAUCGUGGACAGCAAGUACUUUGGACAAGGGAUUAUGAUCGCCAUUCUGAUCAACACUCUGAGCAUGGGGAUCGAGUACCACGAGCAGCCUGACGAGUUGACCAAUGCGUUGGAGAUCAGUAACAUUGUGUUCACCAGCCUGUUCUCGCUGGAGAUGCUGUUAAAGGUUUUGGUCUACGGGCCCUUUGGCUACAUCAAGAAUCCCUACAAUAUCUUUGACGGCAUCAUCGUGGUGAUCAGUGUGUGGGAGAUCGUGGGUCAGCAGGGUGGCGGUCUGUCGGUGCUCAGGACCUUCCGGCUGAUGCGGGUGCUGAAGCUGGUCCGUUUCAUGCCGGCCCUGCAGAGGCAGCUGGUGGUGCUGAUGAAGACCAUGGACAACGUGGCCACCUUCUGCAUGCUGCUCAUGCUCUUUAUCUUCAUAUUCAGUAUCCUGGGGAUGCAUCUGUUUGGUUGUAAGUUUGGAUGCGAGGCCGAUGGAGACACUCUGCCAGACAGAAAGAACUUUGACUCUCUUCUCUGGGCUAUAGUGACAGUCUUCCAGAUCCUAACCCAGGAGGACUGGAACAAGGUGUUAUAUAACGGUAUGGCCUCCACCACUCCUGUCGCCGCCCUCUACUUCAUCGCGCUCAUGACCUUCGGCAACUACGUCCUCUUCAACUUGCUGGUGGCCAUCUUGGUCGAGGGUUUCCAGACCGAGGGUGAUGCUUCCAAAUCAGGUUCGGAGAUCGACUCCUGUGCACGGAGUAUGGAGGACGUUAACGGCAGCAAGAAGGAUUUAUCGGCCUCUGCAGUGCCUGUAAAUGGUCAUGUGGACCUGAAGACCAGCCUGACUCCACCUCUAAUUACCCACACGGCUGCCACCCCCAUGCCCGUACCCAAGUUGCCCGUCGGAGGCGACCCCCUCCUGGGCUACGAGUCCCAUCGAGGCAGCAACGUCUCCAUGGACCCAGCCUGCUACGACAAAUCACCGACCAGUGCUCCGAGCUCCUCCCCCCACGCCCCAUGGGGCUCUGGCAGCGGUUGGACCAGCCGCCGGUCCAGCUGGAACAGCCUUGGUCGCGCCCCGUCACUCAAACGCCAGAAGCGGCAGUCCGGGGAGCGGCGGUCUCUCCUCUCCGGGGAGGGGGGCUCCAGCUCGGAAGACGAGGGAGGUGGAGGAGAGGGAGAAGGCGGGCUGAUGGAGGAAGACGACACCUCUCUGGUCAGGACCGACUCCAUGUCCCAGUCGCAGAGAGGGCCCAGACACCGGAGGAUGGAGUCGGUGGAGACUCGGAGCUCCAUGGAUUUGCCCCAUGAUGCUCUGCUGCAGGUGCCAUACCUGUACCGCUCAGCCAGCAUGCACAGCUCCAGACCCCCCUCACUGGGCCAGUUACGGCCCCCAGAGCACAGCGACUGCAAUGGGAAGGGCUCUCCGUCAGCCUUGGGCCCCACACACGUCUCUCUGGAGGACAACACUGAAGACGAAAAUGCAGAGGAGGAGGCCAACCUGGGUCGUUUUGCCAGACUGUUCCACUGGCUGGAGAAGAAACAGCCAGAGUGGUGUCGACAGAGAGACACCUGGUCACUCUACCUCUUCCCUCCAGAGUCGAGGUUCCGGAUCCUGUGCAGUAAGAUCAUCAACCACGGGAUGUUUGACCAUAUCGUGUUGGUCAUCAUCUUCCUCAACUGCAUCACUAUCGCCAUGGAGAGGCCUCACAUUACCACCGUCGAGCGGAUCUUCCUAAAACUGUCCAACUACAUCUUCACAGCGAUCUUUGUGGCCGAGAUGACUAUAAAGAUUGUAGCUCUGGGCUGGUGUUUCGGGAACAAGGCCUACCUGAGGAGCAGCUGGAACAUUCUGGAUGGGAUGUUAGUGAUGAUCUCUGUUAUCGACAUCCUGGUGUCUCUCAUCUCCAAUUCUGGUACCAAGAUCCUGGGCAUGCUCAGAGUGCUGAGGCUGCUGCGGACCCUGAGGCCGCUACGUGUGAUCAGCAGAGCCCCGGGGCUGAAGCUGGUGGUGGAGACUCUGAUGUCGUCGCUGAAGCCCAUCGGCAACAUCGUGGUCAUCUGCUGCGCCUUCUUCAUUAUCUUUGGCAUCCUGGGAGUACAGCUCUUCAAGGGGAAGUUCUUUGUUUGCGUAGGAGACGAUGUCAAGAACAUUACCAACAAGUCGAGCUGUUUGCAGGCCAACAACAAAUGGGUCAGACACAAGUACAACUUUGACAACCUGGGACAGGCCUUGAUGUCUCUGUUUGUUCUGGCGUCCAAAGACGGCUGGGUGGAUAUUAUGUAUGACGGACUAGACGCUGUAGGAGUCGAUCAACAGCCCAUAAUGAACUACAACCCGUGGAUGCUGCUCUACUUCAUCUCCUUCCUGCUGAUCGUGGCCUUCUUUGUGCUCAACAUGUUCGUGGGCGUCGUGGUGGAGAACUUCCACAAGUGCCGGCGCCACCAGGAGGCCGAGGAGGCCAAGAUCAGGGAGGAGAAGAGACUGAAACGCAUGGAGAAAAAGAGACGGAGUAAGGAGAAGGAGCUGGCUGAAGCUCAGAGUAAGCCCUACUACUCGGAUUACUCCCCCACUCGCCUGCUCAUCCACAAGAUGUGCACCAGCCGCUACCUGGACCUGUGCAUCACCAUCAUCAUCGGGCUCAACGUCAUCACCAUGUCCAUGGAGCACUACCAGCAGCCCCAGGAGUUGGACAAGGCAUUAACGAUCUGUAACUACAUCUUCACCCUCAUCUUUGUUCUGGAGUCGGUCUUCAAGCUGGUGGCCCUCGGCUUCCGACGCUUCUUCAAGGACAAGUGGAACCAGCUGGAUCUGGCCAUCGUGCUGCUGUCCAUCAUGGGCAUCACUCUGGAGGAGAUUGAUGGCAACACACUGCCCAUUAACCCCACCAUUAUCCGCAUCAUGAGAGUGCUGAGGAUCGCACGAGUUUUGAAGCUCUUGAAGAUGGCGGUGGGGAUGAGAGCUUUGCUGGACACCGUUAUGCAAGCCCUGCCUCAGGUGGGGAAUCUGGGUCUUCUCUUUAUGCUCCUCUUCUUUAUAUUCGCAGCGCUGGGAGUGGAGCUGUUUGGUGACUUGAUCUGUGAUGAACUCCACCCAUGUGAAGGUCUGGGCCGCUAUGCUACAUUCAAAAACUUUGGGAUGGCAUUUCUGCUGCUCUUCAGAGUUUCCACUGGAGACAACUGGAACGGCAUAAUGAAGGACACGCUGAGGGACUGCGCCGCCCAGGACAGCACCACCUGCUACAACACUGUGGUCUCACCUAUCUACUUCGUCUCCUUCGUGCUGACCGCUCAGUUUGUCCUGGUCAACGUUGUCAUCGCUGUCCUGAUGAAGCACCUGGAGGAGAGCAACAAGGAAGCCAAGGAGGAGGCGGAGCUGGAGGCGGAGUUGGAGCUGGAGCGCCAGAUAGAAGGGGACAUGGCAACGCGGUCUCCCCAGCUCCAUCCUCUGGCGCUGGGCAUGGACCGGUCCAGUGCUGGGGGUUCCCCCUGGAGGUCCAGCGGAGGAGGGGACAGGGAGCAGGACAGAGACGGUCCUAUGGACUCGCCCACUGCCGAUAUAACCAGAGACUCUGUUUACAUCAGAGAAGACCCGCCUUCAUGCCUGGAGCCCCCGCUGGAGCCGGAGCAGCUGGAUCCUGGGGAGCCACUGGAGGACAACCUGCUGAGCGUCAGGAAGCCUGCGGUGGGACGCACACACUCCCUGCCCAACGACAGCUACAUGUUCGCCCCCCUGCAGCCCUCUGGCAACACGGACCCAGCUCCAGUACACCUUUUAGCACAGACACAGGGACCGCAGCACAUACUGGGCACCCACAGAGCGCAAUCAGGCUCCAGUAGCUCAAUGCGUUCACAACCAGAGGAGGGUUCCCAGCGGCUGACCCUUCCGGCAGACUGCUUCAGACCCAUUAGCCCCCACAGCCACUCCGACUCAGAGAGUAUACCACGACUACCACCUCCCAGAAGCGCACACACACUCAGCCGCACGCUCCACAGACAGGUUGCGGUGUCUACUGAUUCUCAGGAGGCCCUGUGUUCUGAGGGAGGGGAGAGCGAUGAAGGACUUGUCAAUGAAGUGUCCCUCAUUACCCACGCCGGGUUGGCUGUCGUGGCGGACGACAGCGGCGGCCCGUACCUGAGGCAACUGAAGCGGUUCCACAGCGCCGACACGCAGGGCCGCCGCGGCGCCCCCCCGCCCCGCCCCCGACCUUACUCCUGGCUGGACGACCUGCGGUGCCACUCGGUCGAGGCGUGCUCGUCGGCCGAGUCAAGCACCGCCUCAGCCUCCUCCGGCUCCGGGUCGCGGGCCGAGAGCCUGCAGACCUCCGGCCAGACCUCGCUGCCCUCGCCCCGACGGAAGAAGAAGAUGAGCCCGCCGUGCAUCUCCGUGGACCCCCCCGACGGACUGGAGCACCAGUCUGGCCUCUACUCGGGCCUCGGGGGCACGGGGCCGGGGGUGUCGGGGAUGCCCCCUGCCGUGCCCAGCCGGGACACCUGCCUGAGGAGGAGAGCGCCCUCCAGUGACUCGAAGGACUCCUUUGACCUGGGAGUCGGAGAAGGGGCGGGACAGGACGGAGACUCGCCAAACGCCAGCAACAACCCCAAGCUACUGACUCUCCCCAGAGAAGACAAGCUCUGAGCACUGAGCACUGAUCCUGUAACACACACACACACACACACACACACACACACACACACACACACACACACACACACACACACG